UGUAGUGUCCAGCAAGGCAACGCUAUGGACAGUGUGCACGAUAAGAAAACUGCAACAUUAAUUUAACAAUAUUUCAUACAUUUACAUGCGUAACGAUCUCCAACACAAGCGAGGAGAUGCGCGCUGUAGAACCUUCAUUUUAACUAAGGAGACAGUGAAUUACUUUAUAAGCUGUUGAUCCCGAGAAGGAAACGCAAAGGAGUACCUUUUUCUACAGCUAUUUACAAAGACCUGAGACCAAGAAGUCAUGAGAAUACGGAGACCAUGCGCACGGUUUUGUGAACUUGUACAAGCAGUUUAGGCUCGAGACAGAAAAGCGAAUGGUUUUUCUGGUAUAUAUGAAACUCGAGUUUUUGAAAAGGAACAUUUUUUACAUUUAGGAUUUUAUUCCAUGUUUUUUUAUUUUAACUAUGGUGGAAUCGGCUCAUUGGACAGGUACGGCGCGUCGUGCGCUGGUGAUCUUGUGUGCGCUUUUCCCGUUGUGUUCAGGCCAGUACCACGGUGAGAAGGGCAUCUCUAUACCCGAACACGGCUUCUGCCAGCCCAUCUCCAUACCCCUCUGUACCGACAUCGCCUAUAACCAGACCAUCAUGCCGAAUCUCCUCGGUCACACGAACCAGGAGGAUUCCGGGCUUGAGGUGCACCAGUUCUACCCGCUCGUCAAGGUCCAGUGUUCCACGGACCUGAAGUUCUUCCUGUGUUCUAUGUACGCGCCGGUCUGUACGGUCCUCGAGCAGGCUAUCCCGCCGUGCAGGUCCCUGUGUGAGCGGGCGAGACAAGGCUGCGAGGCCCUGAUGAAUAAGUUCGGUUUCCAGUGGCCGGAGAGGCUCCGCUGUGAGAACUUCCCCGUCCACGGAGCGGGAGAGAUCUGUGUGGGUCAAAACACCUCGGACACCGGCGGUAGCCCCACCUCGUACCCAACACCCUACCUUCCUGAGCUCAUGACUCUACCCCACAAUAUGGGUCGACCGAGCAAGCAACAGGAGUUCUCCUGCCCGCUACAACUGCAGGUGCCUAACUAUCUGAACUACUAUUUUAUGGGGGUUAAGGACUGCGGCGCGCCUUGCGAGCCCACCAAGCCCAACGGGUUGAUGUAUUUUCGGGAGGAGGAGGUGAAGUUUGGCCGGCUCUGGGUCGGGAUCUGGUCCAUUCUGUGCUGUGUGAGCACCCUGUUCACAGUGCUGACCUACCUAGUGGACAUGGGACGGUUCUGCUACCCAGAGAGGCCUAUCAUCUUCCUCUCUGGCUGUUACUUCAUGGUGGCCACUGCCUACGCCGCCGGGUUCGUCUUAGAGGAUAAAGUGGUGUGUAUUGAUCAAUUCAAGGAUACUGGUUAUAAGACUGUAGCUCAGGGAACUAAGAAGGAGGGCUGUACAAUUCUCUUUAUGAUUGUGUAUUUCUUCGGCAUGGCCAGCUCUAUAUGGUGGGUGAUUCUGUCCUUCACAUGGUUCCUCUCUGCCGGUAUGAAGUGGGGGCAUGAAGCCAUUGAGGCCAACUCUCCGUAUUUCCACCUCGCUGCCUGGGCUGUACCCGCUGUUAAAACGAUAACCAUCCUGGCCAUGGGACAGGUGGAUGGAGAUCUACUCACAGGGGUGUGUUAUGUGGGCAUCAACAGUGUGGAUUCCUUGCGUGGUUUUGUUCUGGCACCUCUUUUUGUCUACUUGUUUAUAGGGACGUCGUUCCUUCUCGCGGGAUUUGUCUCUCUGUUCCGGAUCAGAACUAUCAUGAAACACGACGGAACCAAGACGGAGAAGCUGGAGAAGCUUAUGGUUCGGAUCGGAGUGUUCAGUGUCCUCUACACGGUUCCUGCCACGAUCAUCAUAGCCUGUUGCUUCUACGAGCAGGCGUUCCGUGAACAGUGGGAGAAAACUUGGCAUACACAGAUCUGUAAAAGGUUCGCUGUGCCUUGUCCAACAAACAAUUUUGCGCCCAUGACCCCAGACUUUACUGUCUUCAUGAUCAAGUAUUUGAUGACUUUGAUUGUCGGCAUCACCUCCGGGUUUUGGAUAUGGUCAGGCAAAACACUGCAGUCAUGGCGCAGGUUUUAUAAGAGACUGAGUACCAGCAACGAGGGAGAAACGACAGUAUGAACAUCAAUGACAGACCGAGUAUCAGCAACGAGGGAGAAACGACAGUAUGAACAUCAAUGACAUACCGAGUACCAGCAACCAGGGAGAAACGACAGUAUGAACAUCAAUGACAGACCGAGUAUCAGCAACGAGGGAGAAACGACAGUAUGAACAUCAAUGACAUGUCAAUGAAUGUUUCUGUACAGCACUUUGAGAUAUCAGCUGACGUACGAAGGGCUAUAUAAAUAAAUUUGAUUUGAUUUGACAGACCGAGUGAUAAUAUAAUGGGCUUGUGUCCCAAAUGGCACCCUACGCCCUAUUUAGUGCACUACUUUUGUCCAGGGCCCAUAUAGUAGUGCACUAGUAAGGGAGUAGGGUGCCAUUUGGGAUUAGAACAUUACGCAUGGAAUAAGACCUAUGAUGAGUUCAAUACGGGGGUCCGUGGCUCGUGCAGCCCCGCCCCCCUCCUUUCAGGAGCCAAUAAAAAGCCAUUGUGGUUUCCCAGAUCCCAGGGUUGUUGUUACGAAAACAAGCUCAUACGGACACUUUAUUGUGCAACGAUCGUCUGAAGGGAAUC
Molecule: messenger RNA, 2646 nt
Organism: Oncorhynchus gorbuscha (pink salmon)
Lineage: Eukaryota; Metazoa; Chordata; Actinopteri; Salmoniformes; Salmonidae
Product: frizzled-7-A-like
Exons: 2
Coding region: 411-2090 (559 amino acids)
Biological process (GO): canonical Wnt signaling pathway; non-canonical Wnt signaling pathway
Cellular component (GO): plasma membrane
Molecular function (GO): Wnt receptor activity; Wnt-protein binding
Source: RefSeq, a predicted model, not a curated record